Messenger RNA from Colletotrichum fioriniae, 1026 nucleotides. RefSeq lists its product as uncharacterized. Gene Ontology annotation, biological process: fungal-type cell wall organization. Lineage: Eukaryota; Fungi; Ascomycota; Sordariomycetes; Glomerellales; Glomerellaceae. The record is from RefSeq and is a predicted model, not a curated record. Gene Ontology annotation, cellular component: cell cortex of cell tip; plasma membrane.
AUGGGUGUCGGCCGUGUUAUCUGCGUGGCUCUGCCAUUCAUCCUCAGCGUCGGUUCCAUGAUCUUCUUGUUGGUCGCUGCCCUCGGCGGUGUUUCCAACAAGGAUCUUUACAUGUUCCGCGUCAACCUCACCGAUCUCGAGAUCAACCCUGCUUCCGUAUCAAGUAUAGUCUCAAGGGACGUCAAGGCAGUCAACUUUGGAAAGUACCACGACCGCGCUCUUCUCACCGGCGAUGGUGACAAUGCCAUCACCAAGGCUGCCACCGACUCCACCACUCAGACCAGCAACAUCACCGCUGCCGACCUUGGUCUCGACAACCUUUACGACAUCGCUCUCUGGGGUUACUGCACCACUGACACCAACGGCGACAAGACCUGCACCAAGGCCAAGUUUGACUGGGCUUCAUCUUACCUGAACACCUCCACCCUCGAGACCAUUGGCACCGCUGCCGGCCGCAAGAUCGAGCUUCCUGAUGAGGUCACCACCGCUCUCUCCGCCUUCAAGACCGCCACCAAGUGGACUCAGGUUGCCUACAUCAUCGCCUUCAUCGCCCUGGGUCUCGAGAUCGUCUUCGGCAUCUUCGCCAACUGCACUCGCGUCAUGUCCUGCAUCACCUUCCUCGUCGCCUCUCUCGCUUCCGUCGCCGUCUGCGCUUCCGCCGCUCUCUCCACUGCCAUGUCUGUCAUCGUCGUUGGCGCCGUUGAGGGUACUGCCAAGUACUAUGGUGUCUCUGCCGGCUUCAACAACAGCUUCCUUGCUCUCAUCUGGAUCUCUGCCGCUCUCGCUCUUGGUGCCGGCUUCUUCUGGAUGUUCACCAUCUGCUGCUGCGCUCCUAGCCACACCCGCAAGGACCGCAAGCGCAACAGCGACGGCGAGAAGCUUCUUCCCCAGUCCAGCAGCUACCAGCCCAUCCACGAGGAGAACGGCUACUACAAGCAGCAGCAGGCUACCCAGUACGGUGCUCCCCGCUAUGCCAGCGGUGCCCGUGGUGACACCGCUUACGAGCCUUACUCCCACCGCUCUUAA